Magnolia sinica is the source of this 1013-nucleotide messenger RNA. RefSeq names its product xyloglucan endotransglucosylase protein 6-like. Gene Ontology annotation, biological process: cell wall biogenesis; xyloglucan metabolic process. The coding region runs from base 29 to 883 and encodes 284 amino acids. Lineage: Eukaryota; Viridiplantae; Streptophyta; Magnoliopsida; Magnoliales; Magnoliaceae. The transcript has 4 exons. The record is from RefSeq and is a predicted model, not a curated record. Gene Ontology annotation, molecular function: hydrolase activity, hydrolyzing O-glycosyl compounds; xyloglucan:xyloglucosyl transferase activity. Gene Ontology annotation, cellular component: cell wall; apoplast.
AGAGAGAGAGAGAGAGAGGUGGACUGCAAUGCACUCAAUCAAUGCCAAUGUGCUGUUGCUAUGUUUAGCUACGCUUCUAAGUAGAGCAUUUUCGGCUAACUUUAGCGAACUCUUCCAACCCAGUUGGGCACCCGACCACAUCAUGGCUCAAGGAGAUACACUUCAGCUUAAGCUGGAUAACGCUUCAGGUUGUGGGUUCGAGUCAAAAGGGAAGUACCUUUUUGGGCGAGUCAGUGUCCAGAUAAAGCUCGUUCAAGGUGACUCAGCUGGCACCGUGACUGCAUUUUACAUGUCUUCAGAUGGGCCAUACCAUGAUGAGCUGGAUUUUGAGUUCCUAGGUAACGUUUCCGGCGAGCCGUACCUGGUUCAAACCAAUGUCUACGUCAACGGCACCGGAAACCGGGAGCAACGGCACACGCUCUGGUUCGAUCCGACCGCAGAUUUUCACACGUACUCGCUCCUCUGGAAUCGCCACCACAUCAGGUUCCUUAUCGAUGGAAUUCCAAUACGUGUGUUCGCUAACAGGGAAGAUAUCGGCGUACCAUACCCAAAAAAUCAAGGGAUGGGAAUCUACGGUUCGGUUUGGAAUGCGGAUGACUGGGCCACACAAGGAGGGAGGGUGAAGACAGAUUGGACACAUGCGCCUUUCAUCUCAGCCUUCCAAUCGUUCGAGGUCGAUGCGUGCGAGUAUUUGCCGGAGACUGACGACAUGGUCGGGAAAUGUAGGGAGGGUGGAGAUUACUGGUGGGAUAGACCGGCCAUGAUUGGGUUGAGCUUGCAUCAGAGCCAUCAGUUGAAGUGGGUGUGUCGAAAGCAUAUGGUUUAUGACUAUUGUAAGGACACCAUGCGAUUCAGUGAUCCACCAAGAGAAUGUUUGGGCUAAUCAGUUAUUAAUGAAUGAUUUUGUGAAAAUGAAUUAAUCCAGCCGUUGGAUGAUGGGCCUUGCUCUGGAUGACCCAUGAAGUAUAAAUGUACCAUGUACCAGAUUUCAAGGAAUGGCGACCGUUGUAUUU